GUUCGUAAUGGCGACUUCUAGCGUGUGUUGGAUUUGUCGUGAGUGAAUAAUGUUUUACGGAACUGUAUUACUUUCACGCACGAGACGACGACCAAGCGAGUAAACAUAACGUUUUAACGGGUUUUUCCUAAAACUUCAAUAGUCGAGCAGUCGUCAGGAUGGAUCAGGCCCCCGCAGACACAGAAUUACGGAACAUCAUAGACAAAUUGGCACAAUUUGUCGCCCGCAAUGGACCGGAGUUCGAGCAGAUGACAAAAAACAAGCAAAAGGACAACCCGAAGUUUGGUUUUCUGUUUGGGGGAGAGCACUUCAACUAUUAUCAAUAUAAAGUGACUACAGAACAAGCCAUUUUAAAGCAAAAAGGAAUAAAUCCAAUGCAAAAUGCAGACCCACGUUUAAACGUUUCGCAGCAGCAGCAAACAGCCGCAAACACCGUCUCGCAGCCACUGAAUAACGUCAGUCUUGCAUCCAGUCUGAGCGCGCAAAACAAUGGCAUAAAUCCAGUUGUCGGAAUCGGACCCCAGGUUGGAAGUCAGGGCGGUCCCGUUUUGCCUGGACAAAUUGGGGGGCCAGGAAAUGCAGGACCGCCGAUCGGACCGGUCCCCGGCGCCAUGGGAGGUGUGAAUCCGCCGAUCGCCGGAGUCGCGCAAACGGUUAACAUCGCGGGCCCGCCCGCUUGGCUGCAGAAUGAACUGGCGAAUCUACAGUCGCAGCAGACAACGUUGCAGGAACAAGUGAGACAGUCAGAACAGAACUUGGCUGCGCAGCAUGCUGCGUUGAUGGCGCAGCAGCAGGGAAGGGUGGAAGAUGCUGUGAGGCAGGCGCAGGAACAGGCUCUGCAAAGCAAUGCGCAAAACACGAAUACUGAUUUGGCUGCGUUUGACACGGUGCUACAACCGAUCGUCGAUAGCUGCACUAAGGACAGCAUAAGCGCGGGAAAGGCCUGGAUACUUCAGAAUUCACUUACUUCGCAAAGUAAUCAAGUCGUCGCGGACCACUUGUUGAAAAAAGUAAUUCAAGGGACAACAUUUAGUCAUAAACUGCACAUUAUUUAUCUGGUGAACGACGUUUUACAUCACUGUGCAAGAAAAAAGUCUAUGGAUCUUCGCAAGGCGAUGGAAAGUGUUGUUGUUCCCAUGUUCUGUAACACUUCGCUAGCAGCAUCGGAAGAGCAGGUUAAUAAACUGAAUAAACUGCUGAGUUUAUGGGAAUCUAAGAAUAAUUACUUUGACGAAGGGAUCAUAGAUAAAUUGAAACAACCGAGUACAUCCUGGUCAGAGUACCAGGCUAACUUGGUAGCGCAACAUGCUACCGCCAUUACUCCUAUUACAGCAUCGACGAAACAGACAUUCGAUAACUACCAGGCGCAGCAUCAAGCAUUUGUCACUCAUGCACUCAGACAAAUUCAAAAUAUCGAGCAACAAAAAAUGGCGAUAGAUCAGCAACUGAAAGCUCCACCGCCGCCGCCGCCGCCGCCUCAAAUAACUCCGCAAAACAUGUCAAUACCGCCUAGUCAUUCUGGCCCGCCCGGCACGAUGGGCACUGACGUGAACUUCAGUCAACCACCGCCAGGAUGGGGAGUGCCGCCAUCGAAUGAACCGCCGCCGUUUAGCAAUGUUCCCCUACCCGACUUUUCAAAGCCGCCACCGGGCUUCGGACCGCCACCCGUCAUCCAUGAACCUUCCGUGGAAGAUUUAAUGCCUAGUAUGCCUUAUUUUGAGCUCCCAGCUGGUCUAAUGGUACCUCUAAUAAAGCUGGAAGAUGGCGAAUACAAGCCGUUGGAUCCGGAUGCGAUAAGACUGCCGCCACCGGCACCGCCGAGCGAUCGUUUAGUUGCAGCUGUGGAAGCGUUUUACGCGCCGCCGAAUCACGAUUCCCCUAGAGAUAGCGACGGAUGGGAGAAAUUAGGGUUAUACGAGUACUACAAAGCGAAAAAUGCCGCUCGCAAGCGGAAGGAGGAGGACAUUGCCGCUGGUCUUAGGCAGAGAUCUAAAUCGCCGUCGCCGAUACUACGGCCGAGAUCCAAGAGUCCUAGUCCGCCAAAGAAACGCUAUAGAAGUAAGUCGCGCAGUAGAUCGCGCUCGCGAUCGCGGGGCAGAAGUAGAUCGAGAUCGCCCGCUGCUAAUCACAGACGCAACAGUCGCAACAGCAAUCAUAUUAGUAGAAGCAGAAGGAGGAGAAACAGUAAUAAAGAUCGCAGCCCCGACAGACGAAUCGAUAGGCAGGAUAGAAGUCCGACUCCUCCUAGUUUUCUCGGUUCCACUUAUAGCAAAGCUCCUCAAGAAAUUAGUAUUGACGAGAGCAACAAAGGACACCAGUUGCUCAAGAAGAUGGGCUGGAGUGGUGCCGGCCUCGGUGCGAACGAGCAAGGCAUCGAGGCGCCCAUUUCCGGGGGCGAGAUUCGCGAUAAGAACGAUCAAUACAAAGGAGUCGGUAUCAAUCUGAAUGAUCCGUACGAAACUUUUCGGAAGAACAAAGGCCAGGCAUUCAUCACCAGAAUGAAAGCCAGGGCGGAAGAACGAGCGGAGGAGAGAGGAGAACGCGACUGAGCAUCACAGGCGGAAUGUAAUCGUUUGGGUAUCCCGAAUGUUUCACAUUCGAUCUCCGGCGCGAGAUUCGAGGAAAAAAAAUUCUUGUCCCCUGUGAUGGAAGUUUAUUUAUAGUUUUCCGGAGCAUUUAUGCGAUCGCAUCGUCUGAGGGUUAUCUUUUUAUUAACUUUCGAAUCCUCGUUUAUGCAUGCAGCCAGUUUUUCAACAAUCAUAGAUGGACACUACUUAUUUUUAUGCUGAAACAACACCGAUCAUAUUUUUAUCGAAAAACUUUACAAUCACAGCACGCAGUGUGAUUAAUGAGUUAUUGGGGCGCAAAAUUGUACAUUUUUUGACUUUAUGAGGAAUUAUGAUUGCAAGAAAUUUACCUCAAAUUCUUUUCUGGCUAAAUACUUGCCGAGCACAAGUUUUUUUUUACGAAUAUUCGGAAUGUCGCAUAAUAUGUGAACAAUAUUCUGCGACAUAUGAAAAAAAAAAUUGUGCAUACGUUAAUAAUCUUGAUUCUAACUAUCAUUUCGCGUCAUGUAUACAUGUUCUGUGCAAAAAAAAAAGCUAAUAACAAAUGUGUCUUUUAAUGAUCCGAAUAAUGAGCGAAUAUCGAAUCUUGUUGCAAAAGUUUGAUGGGAGGAACUGAUUCUAUUACUCUCAUUAUGUCGCAUCGAAUGGUAUUGAUGACAUCACUCGACAGAAACUUUCGAUCCUGUUUGACAUUUUAAUCGUAUUCCAUGUGCAGCGAUUAAAUUUCGUUCCAUUCUUACGCAUUAUUGCAGGAUGCUACGCAACUUGUGUACAAAAGUACAAUUUGUUUCAUGCCGUCAUCAUUGUGAACGUAAGAAACGUGAGAUACUUGUAUUUAGUAAGUUAACAAAUGAUUAUAUUGGAUACACACACGACGAUAGCUCAAAAAUAAAAACUGUACAUUUAUUACGAAA
Linepithema humile (Argentine ant) is the source of this 3481-nucleotide messenger RNA. RefSeq names its product SR-related CTD associated factor 6 (gene scaf6). The record is from RefSeq and is a predicted model, not a curated record. NCBI's taxonomy places the organism in Eukaryota, Metazoa, Arthropoda, Insecta, Hymenoptera, Formicidae. Gene Ontology annotation, biological process: RNA processing; intracellular calcium ion homeostasis. Gene Ontology annotation, cellular component: perinuclear region of cytoplasm. Gene Ontology annotation, molecular function: RNA binding.